CUGUAAUGCCCUUGGUGGGAAGCGGCCUAUUAAUAGUAUCUUAAUUGCAAACAAUGGGAUGGCAGCUGUCAAGUUUAUACGUAGUAUUAGGACGUGGGCGUACGAGACAUUUGGUACAGAGAAGGCAAUUUUGUUGGUUGCAAUGGCUACAUCCGAGGACAUGAGAAUAAAUGCUGAGCACAUUAGAAUAGCUGAUCAAUUUGUAGAAGUUCCUGGUGGGACGAAUAACAACAACUAUGCCAAUGUGCAGCUCAUCGUAGAGAUGGCAGAGAUGACUCAUGUUGAUGCAGUUUGGCCUGGUUGGGGUCAUGCAUCAGAAAAUCCCGAACUGCCAGAUGCAUUGAAUGCAAAGGGGAUCAUAUUUCUUGGGCCACCGGCUACGUCAAUGGCAGCACUAGGAGAUAAAAUUGGUUCAUCUUUGAUUGCUCAAGCAGCAGAAGUACCCACUCUCCCAUGGAGUGGAUCCAAUGUCAAAGUUCCUCCAGAAAGCUCUUUGGUCUCUAUCCCAGAUGAAAUAUAUGCUAAAGCAUGUGUUCAUACGACGGAAGAAGCAAUUGCUAGUUGUCAAGAUGUAGGUUUCCCUGCAAUGAUCAAGGCAUCCUGGGGCGGUGGUGGUAAAGGCAUAAGAAAGGUUCAUAAUGAUGAUGAAGUUAGGGCACUAUUCAAGCAAGUUCAGGGUGAAGUUCCUGGCUCCCCAAUAUUUAUAAUGAAAGUUGCUUCUCAGAGUCGGCAUCUAGAAGUCCAAUUACUCUGUGACCAAUAUGGCAAUGUUGCAGCAUUGCACAGCCGUGAUUGUAGUGUUCAAAGGCGACACCAAAAGAUAAUUGAGGAGGGCCCAAUUACAGUAGCUCCACAAGACACGGUGAAAAAACUUGAGCAGGCUGCUAGAAGACUGGCCAUAAGUGUCAAUUACGUUGGAGCUGCCACUGUUGAGUAUCUUUACAGUAUGGACACUGGAGAGUACUAUUUCUUGGAACUCAACCCUCGGUUACAGGUUGAACACCCCGUUACUGAAUGGAUAGCAGAAAUAAACCUGCCAGCAGCUCAAGUCGCUGUUGGAAUGGGGAUUCCUUUGUGGCAAAUUCCAGAAAUAAGGCGAUUCUAUGGAAUGGAACAUGGUGCCGGAUAUGAUGCUUGGAGGAAAACAUCUAUUGCUGCGACACCAUUUGAUUUUGACAAGGCUGAGUCGACAAGGCCAAAAGGUCAUUGUGUG
Messenger RNA from Nicotiana tabacum (common tobacco), 1213 nucleotides. Lineage: Eukaryota; Viridiplantae; Streptophyta; Magnoliopsida; Solanales; Solanaceae. The record is from RefSeq and is a predicted model, not a curated record.